Molecule: messenger RNA, 1289 nt
Organism: Drosophila santomea
Lineage: Eukaryota; Metazoa; Arthropoda; Insecta; Diptera; Drosophilidae
Gene: Cda9
Product: chitin deacetylase 8
Exons: 3
Coding region: 9-1220 (403 amino acids)
Biological process (GO): carbohydrate metabolic process
Molecular function (GO): hydrolase activity, acting on carbon-nitrogen (but not peptide) bonds
Source: RefSeq, a predicted model, not a curated record
AGCCCAACAUGAAGUACUCCACCUUGCUAAUUCUGGGUCUCAUCUUGGCCCUGGCCUUCACCAGCCAGGCCAAGUCCAAGUCCAAGAAGCAGAAGAAUAAGCAAAAGCAGCUGGCCCAGCAGGAGUCGAUCCUGCCAAUGUCCGAGCCCUGCAAACCGAGCAAGUGCAAACUGCCCGAUUGUCGCUGCUCCGAUGCCGUUUUACCCACAUCCAAGUUCCAGGGCAAAGAACGCGAGAUUCCGCAGUUCGUUACCAUCACUUUCGAUGAUGCUGUAAAUGCUGUCAACUUCGCGCAGUAUGAGCUGCUCUUUGAGGGAUUGGUCAAUCCAGAUGGAUGUGGAGCCGCUGGAACCUUCUUUCUGUCCCACGAGUACACGGAUUACGCGAGGGUGAAUGCACUCUACAGGGCAGGUCACGAGAUUGCCCUGCAUUCGGUGACCCAUGGAGAUGGCACCGAUUACUGGCGUUCGGCAGAUGUGGCCACCAUAGAGCGAGAGUUCGGCGCGCAGCUCAAAAUGUUGGAGACCUUUGCCAAAGUGGAUGCCAAGAAGAUUCAGGGAAUGCGCCUGCCUUUCCUCCAAAUUUCCGGCAAUAACACCUUUGAAGCAGCCCGUCGCUUGGGCUUGACCUACGACAGCUCCUGGCCAACGCAGAAGUUCAAGGAUCCGGCCAUGUGGCCCUACACCCUGGACUACAGGUCGCAGCAGGACUGCCAGAUAGGACCCUGUCCGGAGGCGUCCAUUCCCGGAUUCUGGGUCAAUCCCAUGGUCACGUGGACCGAUACUGAGGGCUACAGUUGCUCCAUGAUCGAUGCUUGCGUUUACCCGCCGGAGGACGACGUGGACGAGCUGUUCGACUGGAUGAUGGAGAACUUCAAUAGGCACUAUCUGGGCAAUAGAGCUCCCUUCGGGAUGUAUCUGCAUGCUGCUUGGUUUUCGCGUGGUCGCAAUUACUUUGCUGCCUUUAAAAAAUUCAUUAACCACCUGAACACAUAUUCGGAUGUGUAUUUCACGGGAAUUUCGCGAAUGUUGGAGUACGUGAGGCAGCCCACGCUGGGAACUCCGUUCAAGGACUGUCCCGAUUUGCCGGAGGCGGAGUGUCGAGCGGUCCAGUGCCAUGUCCAGAAGAUGUCCACCGGCGAGGAGCGCUACAUGACCGUCUGCGACAAGUGCCCCUCCGUCUAUCCCUGGCUGGACAAUCCUCUGGGUCAGCAGCUCUAAGCCCGCCAGCAAUUCGCCGAUAAAGCGUGUACACUGAAGAUAAUAAAGUGAAGUUUUUGAAUAGAAAAA